This is a messenger RNA of Cetraspora pellucida, 1638 nucleotides long. NCBI's taxonomy places the organism in Eukaryota, Fungi, Glomeromycota, Glomeromycetes, Diversisporales, Gigasporaceae. The record is from the annotation of a GenBank genome assembly.
AUGGCGCACUCCGUACUUUUAAAUAUCGAUUUACUAUAUAUAAUUUUUGAUAAUUUUGAGUACCAAGAUGAUUUGUUUAAUGGACUUCUUGUAAAUUCUUAUUGGACUUCGGUAAUUGUUGGUAAAUUAUGGAAAAAACCAAUUUGGAAAUCUCCAAGCGUGUUCCGAAAAUUCAUACGAACAUUAAGAAAUCCAACUACUUCAUUCGAAUACAAUCUAAUGAUCCAAUAUUUAAUAUUCUCUUCAUACAGCCCAUUUCAUAUCGAGAUUUCAAUUCCUGCUGUUGAUAUUAAACUAAUUGCUGAACGAUGCAAUAACGUUAAGCAUAUCACUUUCGCCCGAUCAUUCUCAGCUGAUACAAUUUCCAUGUUCUUAGAGCAUAGUCCCGGUUUGAUUUCUUCGGUAAUUUCAGGGCAAAAUCUAUCAACUUUAAGUCGUGCUAUACAACCAAUUCGUAAUGGAAAUUGUUCAAAACUUCAAUAUCUAGAAUUGAAAAACUGGAAAUCUGAAUGGAUGCAGUUUGAUAUAUUACGAGACAUAGGGAAACAAUGUCCCAUGUUGACCACUUUGUUAAUAUCCUCAAGUUUAGUAACUAAUCUUUUAGCUUCCGUAAUUGUCGCUUCGUUUCCAAACUUACAAACCUUCACGUGCAGUACCAUAACAGGGUCUGGAUUCACAAUUCUUAUGUCCGGUUGUCCAAAAUUAAAAUCCUUAUCUUUAGAAUUUCCGUAUAUUAGUAUUGAAACUGCCAUGAACAUAGCAUCUGAAUUUCCACCAUUGGAGUCAUUUAGCUUACGAAUAAGUUCUUAUCGAGGGUUUGACCACUUUACUAAAUUAUGGGUUCAUUCGCAACAUCAUUUACGACACAUAGAAUUAAAUUUUGCCCGUGGUUUAUCUGACGAUUCAUUUUUGCCCAUAGCUCAAUAUUGUCAUCAAUUAGAAUCUAUAGAACUUCGAACGUGCACGAAUUUAACCGACAUUUCAGUAUCCACAUUGGCUAAAUAUAGAAACAUUAAUCUUCGAAAAUUCACAAUAAUGCAUUGUAAUCAAAUUACUGACGUGGGUAUAUCUGAGCUGUCCCAACAUUGUCCAAAUCUAUGCAAAGUGUCCAUGAUUGGGUGCUUGAACAUUACGCAUGUUUCGUUGUCGAUGAUUGUACAAAAUUGUCAAGGGUUGGUUGAAUUUGCGUUCACAAGUAGGCCGAGAAUGACUCCGACUGUAAUUUUGACUUUGGUGCAGUUUAAAAGGUAUAUGUUGGAAAUAUUGGAUAUCAGAAGUGAUGAUAUGGCGACAGCAGAUGUGACCGUUAAACAGCCUUAUCCAAAAUUUGAUUUAGCACUAAUGGAAAAGUUGGCUAUAACUUGUCCUCAUAUUAGGUUUCUGGGAUUAAAUUUUAAUAUGGUAGGGUUGAAUUCUGACGACUUAAUAUCGGUAAUGCAUAAAUUUCAAAACCUUGAACAAUUAGAUAUCAGUAAUAAAGAAUUUAAAAAAGAGCAUAUCAAAGAAUUAGAAACUCAUCGUAGAUUAAAAGAAGUCAGAUUUAUCGGAUCAUAUGCUUUAGAUCAAGAUGCAAAACUUUAUUUAGCAUAUAGAAAAAGUAAAGUAAAAUGUCAAGGCCCUUUUAUUAUGUUUAACUGA